CAACAUUUUUAGCUCUUCAAAAUUUUUGGAUUUUCAAAAUUAUCUCCGUUUAAAUUCAAAAUUUUUAUAAAUUUAAUUGACGGUUUUGAUUAAUUUAGUUGGGAUAAAAUGUCUUUUGGUGUACGAUUAGUGGCAAAUAUAAGAAAUAGCAUUCGUACCAUGAGCAGAUAUGCAGGUCGAGAUCUUAAUCGUUCCAGGCAAAUGAGUAAAGACAUUAAUAGAAGAGGUGCCCAACGAAUGUCGACUGAAUAUGAAGAUACCGAAGAAGUUCCAUGUCAAUGUUUACGUUCCGAUUGCCCACAUUGUGGUUGUAUGGUCGCAGAUACUUCAGAUAAACACUAUCAAUGUACUUGGAAAGAGUUUUUAGGACCUGUGAAACCCAAACGAAAUGUGUAUGUUGAGCCUAAGGGAACAAUGCCAAUACAAAAAAGAGAUAGAUCAGAUCGCCCAAAAACUGCUUGUAUAGAUCUUAUAAAUCGUGAAAAACGACAACUCAUGAAGAGUAAUAAAUUUAUAGUUGAAGCAAAGCAGCCUGAACCAAAGCGACCAAGAAGAGUAUCAAAAUCUUUUUCAGAGAUGCUUCCUCCUUCUAAUAAAAAAGUACGUGUAACUGAAAAGGAUUAUGCACGAAGCCAUUCACAUCAGUUUGUAAAUGACUUGAGAAAAAGAAUAGAUCGUGCUAGUCAAAGAGGUAAAUACGAUAAUAUUGAUAAAUAUAUGAAGGAAUUUAUGAAAGCGUCAUAUUAAUAAUUUGCGAGUAUCAGAAGGAGGAUUUAGUUGGCACAUUAUGAGACGAAUAAGGAUGAUAUGAUUUAAGAGCCUAAUAGAUGGAUGUAGAUUGGCGGUUUUGGAUUUUGCUGCCAAAUAUAAAUUUUGUAAAUCCCUAAUGUAUGUAGAUUGAUGGUUUUGGAUUUCGCUGUCCAGCAUAAAUUUUGUGAAUUCAGUAUUUAAAAGAUCCCAGAAAAUCGUUACAUAUACACACAGAUUUGUUUUUACAUGGACCGGUGUAAAGGAUUAAAAACUUCUGCAAUGAUUGUACAAAAUCGUAUUUUGUGGCCUGGAGAUUUUGUUAAACAGUUAUUUGCUAGAUUGCUUAAUUAACGUCAUCGUGGAAACAACAAAUUGCAUCUAAAGAAGUAUAUGUGUUUUUGUUGUAAAAUGCUCGUCGAUUGUACUAUUUAGGCCCACUUGGACUUAUACAUGUGUAACCAUUUAAAAUCAAUUUCUGUUCAGUUCAUAUAAUUGAAUGAAUUGAUUGAUAAAUGGUUACCGGAUAUACACGGAUUGGAAAUUACCUGAUAUACUAAAGAACGGGUUUAGUGGCUAUUACUUAA
Molecule: messenger RNA, 1334 nt
Organism: Teleopsis dalmanni
Lineage: Eukaryota; Metazoa; Arthropoda; Insecta; Diptera; Diopsidae
Exons: 4
Coding region: 109-747 (212 amino acids)
Source: RefSeq, a predicted model, not a curated record